AUGGCAUUUUUGUUGAAAGAUUCUCCUGAGUGCGUAAAAUCGGAAUUGGAACUUUUUACCUUACCUGGAACUCAAACAGUUAUUCAAGAUGGUCAAUGGAUACAAUUUCAUCCACUUUCUAACGUUUUUGAGAAUGCUCCCGUAGAGUUUCAUGUCUCUGGAAGUGUAGAAGAUUACAUAGAUCUCAGUCAAACACAAUUGUAUGUGAAAGCGAAAAUAGUAAAAACGAACAAUACAGCUAUCACUAAAGAUGAUGUUAUAGGACCUGUGAAUUUAUUUCUACAUUCAUUAUUUUCUCAAGUAGAUGUGUCUUUAAACGAUAGUACAGUUUCCAAUUCAAGCAAUACCUAUCCCUAUAGGGCCUAUAUUGAAACUCUCCUAAACCAUGGAUAUGAUAGCAAAACAUCUCAAUUAACAGCUGAAUUAUUUUAUAAAGAUUCUGAGGAUGGUUUAAACAAAAGAAUUGCUUUUUUCAAAGAAAGCGCAACAGUGGAUAUGAUUGGCUGCAUUCAUUCAGAUUUAUUUCAUCAAGAUCGUCUUUUACUCUAUUUAGUGGAUUUGAAAAUAAAACUAAUAAGAAGCAAGCCAGAAUUUUGUCUACAAGGAUCUGAAGGAUUUAAAGUAGUAUUGGAUCAUGUCUCUUUAUUCAUUCGAAAAGUUCGCGUGAACCCUGGAGUGCUUCUUGGUCAUGCUAAAGCACUCGAGAAAACAAGCGCAAAAUACCCCAUUAAUCGAGUCCUAUGCAAAGUGUAUUCGAUUCCUAAAGGGAGCAUGUCUUUUAUUCAAAAUAAUAUAUUUUCGAGUCAAAUGCCUAAAAAAGUUAUUAUUGGUUGUGUAGAUAAUGAAGCUUUUCAUGGAACAUUGACAAAAUCUCCUUUUGAUUUUAAACAUUUUGAUUUAAUUUUUAUUGGAGUGUAUGUAGAUGGACAACCUGUCCCCCAUAAUCCAUUGGAACUUAACUUUUCACAAAAUCAAUGCAUUCGUGCCUAUCAAACUUUAUUUGAUGGAACGGAACGAAUGGGUCAAGAUAGAGGAAUAUUUAUUUCCAGAGAAGACUACAGGAACGAAAAUACAUUAUUUGGAUUUAAUCUCUCCCCAGAUCUAUGUUUAGGAGAACAUUUAAAUCUGAUUAAGCAUAGCAAUUUGAGAUUAGAACUGAAAUUUGCCAAAUCACUGGUAAAAACAGUAUGCGUAAUCGUUUUUGCCGAAUUUUAA
Molecule: messenger RNA, 1215 nt
Organism: Parasteatoda tepidariorum (common house spider)
Lineage: Eukaryota; Metazoa; Arthropoda; Arachnida; Araneae; Theridiidae
Source: RefSeq, a predicted model, not a curated record